CAGAGACGCUGUGAAAAGGGGAGUGAGGAAAAAAUGAAUUGCAGAUUGAAGGACCUUCUCUCCUUCUCCCUCCCUCUUUUAUCUAUCUCAUCUGAAACCACGCCUCCCUCCUUUCACUUGUGUGUGCAUCUAUAACAGUAGGCUUUCAACGUCGGGCUAUGUGGGGGUUAGACUCUCAGACUGCCAGCAGAGCGGACACUAGGGCACAGGACAGGAGUGUGUCCAGGACUGGUCAGAGCAGGUGUGUGUGUGAACCGACGGACAGAGCUUUGUGUGUAUCCUACGUGUGUCUCCUCACUCGCUCCAACCAGGGACAUCGCUGCUGAGGAACACAGCUGGGAGACCUUGGUCUCUGAACACUGCAAGAGAACAUUUGAGAAGCAAAGGUGGAGUGAGGAAGCUGCGCCAGCAGCAGAGUGCCCCGUGCUACAGUGAAAAAGAGGUGAAGAACACAGGGUAGAGCCAUGGCAGGAUGGGGCCUCCUGCUCCUCCUCCUGUGGGUGGUCUCCUUGGCCCAGGGCUCGUCCUUGUUCUCUGGUCAGCGCCACCGCACCCGUCUGCAGAGGGACCGUCAAGCACGCAACAACGUCCGACCCAACAUAAUCAUCAUCCUCACCGAUGACCAGGACAUUGAACUGGGCUCAAUGCAGGCCAUGAAUAAGACACGGCGUAUCAUGGAGCAGGGAGGCACCCAUUUCUCUAACGCCUUCUCCACCACUCCCAUGUGCUGCCCGUCACGCUCCUCUAUUCUGACAGGGAAGUACGUUCACAACCACCACACCUUCACCAACAACGAGAACUGUUCCUCACCCUCCUGGCAGGCCCACCAUGAGCCUCACACCUUCGCUGUGCACCUUAACAACUCAGGGUACAGGACGGCAUUAUUUGGGAAGUACCUGAAUGAGUACAACGGCUCCUAUGUGCCCCCUGGCUGGAGGGAGUGGGUAGCGCUGGUGAAGAACUCUCGCUUCUACAACUACACUCUGUGCAGGAACAGCGUGCGGGAGAAGCAUGGCAGCCAAUAUCCAAAGGACUAUCUCACAGACAUCAUCACCAAUGACAGCAUCAACUACUUCCGCUCGUCCAAGAGGAUGUACCCCCACCGACCAGUGAUGAUGGUCCUGAGCCACGCUGCCCCCCAUGGGCCGGAGGACUCAGCACCACAGUACAGCACUGCCUUCCAGAAUGCGUCGCAGCACAUAACCCCAAGCUAUAACUACGCUCCUAACCCAGACAAACAUUGGAUCCUGCGCUACACAGGCCCCAUGAAACCUGUCCACAUGCAGUUCACGAACAUGCUGCAGCGCCGGAGGAUGCAGACCCUGCUGUCUGUGGACGACAGUGUGGACAAGGUGUACAACAUGCUGGUGGAGACAGGUGAGUUGGACAACACCUACAUUAUCUACACAUCAGACCACGGCUACCAUAUUGGUCAGUUCGGCCUGGUCAAAGGCAAGUCCAUGCCAUAUGAGUUUGACAUCCGGGUGCCCUUCUUCAUACGAGGCCCCAACGUGGAGGCAGGAGCCAUUAACCCUCAUGUGGUGCUGAACAUUGACCUGGCUCCCACACUGUUGGACAUGGCCGGAGUGGACGUUCCCUCUGACAUGGACGGCAAAUCCAUCCUUAAACUCCUGGACACAGACAAACCUGUCAACAGGUUCCAGGUGAACAAGAAGGGGAAGAUGUGGAGGGACUCCUUCCUGGUAGAGAGAGGGAAGCUGCUCCACAAGAGGUCUGAUGGGAAGGACUUGGCCCAGGAGGAGAACUUCCUGCCAAAGUACCAGCGGGUCAAAGACCUGUGUCAGAGAGCACAGUACCAGAGCUCUUGUGAACAGCCAGGACAGAAGUGGCAGUGUGUGGAGGACCCUUCUGGUAAGCUGAGUCUGUAUAAGUGUAAGGGCAUGGCAAGUCUCUAUGCCUCACGUAUGCAGGCUCUGAUGGCCAGCAGCGGGUCCCAGCAGUGGGUUGGACGUGUCUCCGAUGCUGGAGACAGCUGUGACUGUGGCCCCCUAGGUCCCAAACGUUCACCCCUGAAGAGGAAGAGACUGCUCACCAAGAAGAAGGUAAAGUCCGGUAAGAGUCUGACUAAGAACCGUUGGGCCCGGUCCGUUCCAUUUGAGCUGGAUGGAGACAUGUAUGCUGUGGACCUGGUUGAGGGCUACAGGCCCGUGGGCCUCAGGAACACCAGCUGGCCUGGGGAGAGGAGGAGAGGAGCGGGCCUGCUGGAGGACAACGAUGAGGAGUUCAGUGGCAUGGGAGUCACAGCCAGACCCCCAACCAACAAGAGCCUUACACCAACUGCCGCUCUUAAAGUCACCUACAGGUGCUCCAUCCUGAUGAAUGACACAGUCAGGUGUGAUGGAGGACUCUACAAAUCCCUCCAGGCCUGGAAAGACCAUAAGCUCCACAUUGAGCAUGAGAUUGAAACCUUGCAGACGAAAAUAAAGAAUCUGCGUGAGGUCAAGGGUCACCUGAAGAAGGUUCGGCCUGAAGAGUGCCAGUGUAACACCCCCGGUUACCUAUCCAAAAACAAAGGGAUGUUCAGACUCAAUGCAGGUCGCAUUUACUCACUCAGCAAAAUGCCCUCUAAGCAGAAGAAACAGUGGCUGAUGAAGGAGCAGAAACGCAGGAAGAAGCUCCGCAAACUGCUCAAGAGGCUCCGCAACAACGACACCUGCAGCAUGCCUGGUCUCACCUGCUUCACCCACAACAACCAGCACUGGCAGACAGCCCCCUUCUGGACAAUGGGUCCAUUCUGUGCUUGUACCAGCGCAAACAACAACACCUACUGGUGCCUGAGGACCAUCAACGACACACACAACUUCAUAUUCUGCGAGUUUGCUACAGGCUUCAUAGAGUACUUUGAUCUGAACAAUGACCCAUACCAGUUGAUAAAUGGGGUUAGCACCUUGGACCGCACUGCCCUCAACCAGAUGCACCAGCAGCUUAUGGAACUGAGGAGCUGCAAAGGCCACAAGCAAUGCAACCCAGAGACAGGUAGUAAAGACAGAAACUCCUUCAGUGAAUACAGGCCAGUUCAGCGUCGAAAGAAGCCAAAAGUGAAGAAGCCCUCCUCCAAAUCGCUAGGGCAGAUUUGGGAAGGAUGGGUUGGUUAGCAACCUGUGUCGCACAAUCCACCACAUCGCAGUGUGCCAACAGAGGACGACCAGAACUACUGGAGAACCUGAGGACCUUGUACAGACUUCAUGGGAAUGUAACCUGAAAUAGCAUUAUUGUAGGAGUUUAUGGAAGAGGAUGCUGAUCCAACAUUAGCUACCACUGAUACUCAGAUAAUCACCCAGAAGAGAAAAUACUGAAACAGCCAAGAAAAUUUAAACUAUAACCUCUCCCAUCGUCUUUCUCUGUCUCACACACACACACACACACACACACACACACACACACACACACACACACACACACACACACACACACACACACACACACACACACACACACACACACACACACACACACACACACACACACACCGACACACACACCGACACACACAUCGGCACACACUCACACAGGAAUGUCCUUACCACUCCUAUCUCCCCAGAUCUCAGGACCACCAACCUGAGUUGGAGACUCAUCAGUUGAGCGUGGAUACACUCUGAACCUUUACUUUGACGUUCAACAACCGCGCUGAGUGAACAGUGAACGUGAGGUGUGUUUAAUGUUAGUUUUCGGAAACGCCUUAACAUUGGGUGCCGAGAUUAGCUUAAUGUCAACUCUGCUGCUACCUGACGUGUAUCAUCCCUUAUGGCCUUGUGCCAUUAGUAUAUGGUAUAUGAUGUCAGGCAAUUACAUCAAGUCAAGCUUUGCACACUCACACCAUGAAAAGUACUGUCAACAAAACAUCAGUACCCUGAAAACUCUCCUCAAGGCACACAACUCAAGACUCCUCACCUCCUUUUGUUGGUGCUACGGCUACAGAAUGAUUCCCCCAGGACAUGUACUCCAUUCUUUUGUAUUGUAACUAAUAUUAACGUUGAUCAAAUGUCAUGCAAGGAUUAUUUACAGCCCCCAAGAGUGAGGCAGGUGUGAUGACGACAACACACCAGACUGUAUGGGGAUGAAGCUGGUUAGGAUAUGACACAUCACAUCAUCAUCUAGCUUAUCCCCCCUAGUUCACUUCAAACUCAGGAUGGGACUUCUCUAACCAAUACCCCACCCUCCUAGACAAUGGUACAAACAAUUGGUAUUAACAUCUUCACACCAGCAGAACACUUAUUUCAUUAGUGGAUGUCAUUUUACUCCUUUGUAUUGCGAAUGCCACCAGCUAGGUCUGGUCAGGUUAGUUUGUUCAGCUUGCUACACAUGGUGCUAUGAUAACAUUGUGAAAAUAAGGACUUGCUGUACAGUAUGUAUUUGAAUGUAUGUUGUGCAGUUAAUUUUUUAUAAUACUGAAAAGGAGGCAGACUUCUCUUUUGUGUUUGAUAUGAGUUGACAAACAUGACCUUUUAGAUAAGAACUUAGCCUGAUGAAUUGUCCUAGUUCUGUAUUUGUCCGUUUGUUCUCUCUGCACAAUUUUCUGAAUUUUUUCUCUGCUCUGUCAAAACCCACUUUUAGUUUGGAAAAAAAAACGUAUUUAUGAUGAAAAAGCACUUAGAAAAUAUUCACUGUGAAAAGAAUUCCCUGUAAAAUGACUCUGCUCGUCUGCUGUACACAACAGUAAACAACACAACAAUGUAAUGCAGCUUGACAUGUAUAUACAUUAUAUUGCCUUUUUUUGCUUUCUUCGUUUCUUAGCAGUGACACUCCCAUAGCAGAGAGUUGUAAUAGUGAGUAACUGUGAAUAAAGUGUUGAUUG
Messenger RNA from Oncorhynchus gorbuscha (pink salmon), 4816 nucleotides. Its product is annotated as extracellular sulfatase Sulf-2-like. The transcript is spliced from 21 exons. The coding region runs from base 465 to 3116 and encodes 883 amino acids. Lineage: Eukaryota; Metazoa; Chordata; Actinopteri; Salmoniformes; Salmonidae. Gene Ontology annotation, molecular function: N-acetylglucosamine-6-sulfatase activity; calcium ion binding; glycosaminoglycan binding. Gene Ontology annotation, cellular component: plasma membrane; cell surface; Golgi apparatus. The record is from RefSeq and is a predicted model, not a curated record.